Messenger RNA from Zeugodacus cucurbitae (melon fly), 1554 nucleotides. RefSeq names its product coiled-coil domain-containing protein 97. The record is from RefSeq and is a predicted model, not a curated record. Lineage: Eukaryota; Metazoa; Arthropoda; Insecta; Diptera; Tephritidae. The transcript has a single exon. Bases 259 to 1482 code for a protein of 407 amino acids.
UCUUAUUUUUUUAACAUUAUUUAAUAUAUUUUAAACGCCUUUCUAUAAUUUUUGAAAGUCAUUACCUUUUGCACUUCAAACAAAUUAAACAAUUGUGAAUGUUUUUGAUUAUUUACAUUUGCGGUGAUUUCCACUAAAAAAUAUAUUAACGCUGUGAAUAUAAAAAAAAUUCAACCAAAACAAAUUAAAGCCGCAUAAAUUGAGCGACACAUGCUAUAUUUAUUAAAUAAACUAAGUAAUAAUUAUUAAUAUUGAAAUAUGACCGCAGAAGUAGUCGAUCCGCCUGCUUCUGAUAUCGAUAACAAAAUUGCUCCUGAUGCAUCGCACGGAAACCAACAUGCUCCUGAUCAACUAAGACAAAUUAAUGAAAUAUUUGAAUUUCUCAGUUUCAAUCAAAAAAUUGUCUUUAAAUCGCAACAAAUUGAUGAUCCAGAACUCAUGCGCGAUGAAAAAGUGCAUAUAGCACGCGAAAUAUAUAGUAAAAGUGCACAAACGUUUCUAAUGCGUUUUGGUAGUUACCUGGAAGAACACCACCUAGAGAGCUUUGCACAGAUUGUCAAUGCAAACCAUGAAGCUAAUGAUGAAAUUGAGUUGUUACUUGCGGACUAUCGCAAUAAAUUACACACACGCAAGCGGGACGUAAAGAACCGUCGAUACGCGGCUAUGCAGCAACUAAUUUCUGAUGGUGAAUAUUUCAGUGAGCAAGAAAUGAUGAAACGAGCGCCGGAACUAUAUCAAGAGUUGAUAGGACAAUAUUUAAGCGAGGCGGAAAAGAAGCAAAGAGACGAGUAUGAUGUUAAAAACACUACUUUCUCGGGCAUAUUGAUGCAUACGAUGGAACAGCAACAAUUGCAAGAUGUGCUUAAGUUAGCGGACAAGCAAAAUGUUAAAACCAGACAGUUGGAACGUGCGAUAGAAAUGCACGAUAUUAAUGCAGAUGAGACAACACAAAGUACAAAAAGUAGUAGUGCUGAUGACACAAGCGAAGAGAAAGAAAGUAACACAAUGGAAGAUGAAGUGCCUGUUAGUUUCCGUCAGCAGUGGGGUAAUUUCGAUAAUGAACAAGUAGCCUGUUCAACCAGCGCAACCAGCCAGCAAGCUAAGAAAAAUAAGCAAGAAAAACACAAACAAAAUCAAAUAGCAAGAUUGAGUAGGAAACCAAAAGUAGAUACCUUCAUAACAGCAGGCGAACGGGAUCUACUGCGUCAAGAAUUCGUUGGUAUUAUGCAUGAACAAUUCCUCAGUGGUGGCGACGAGGACUUCGAUUACACGCAGGUGGAUGAUAAUACGCAAUUAGAUGAUCUCAGUCAAAUAAAUGAAGACAAAGAAGAUGCAUAUUUCGAAGAGAGCGACUAUUCGGAUGCGGAAAACAGUGAUAUUAGAAGAGAAGCUAAGGAGGACAGUGUGGAUUAUGAAGAAUCAGAGGAUGACCUUGAUGUGUUUAUGAACCAUUUGAAUCAACAUCAUAGUUUACAAAAAUAGAUUUAAGACUUGUUAUAGUUAAAGAAGUAUGCAAAAUGUAACAUACACACGUGUUUUCAUUUUCAAAACUGA